Messenger RNA from Ictalurus furcatus (blue catfish), 5664 nucleotides. It is a transcript of the gene efr3a, whose product is annotated as EFR3 homolog A (S. cerevisiae). Lineage: Eukaryota; Metazoa; Chordata; Actinopteri; Siluriformes; Ictaluridae. The coding region runs from base 104 to 2617 and encodes 837 amino acids. The transcript is spliced from 24 exons. Gene Ontology annotation, biological process: protein localization to plasma membrane. Gene Ontology annotation, cellular component: plasma membrane. The record is from RefSeq and is a predicted model, not a curated record.
AAAAAACCCAGCCUCCCCAACUCCCCAGCGAGUCAGAAGAUCUGCGCUGUGUUAGCAGAAGAAUGCCUGCCGCUGUCAUUUGCGGGAGAGGUCAGAGGACAUCAUGAGGAGGUACAGGCAGGUGCCAUGCUCGGAUGCGGAUGGAACCUUCAGAUACGGACGUGCUAGGGAAAGGACAUCCUUCUAUUCCGCACUGGGUGUGUGUGGAUGUUGUGGGCGGUGUCGUCCCCGCUACAAGCGCUUGGUGGAUAACAUUUUCCCAGAGGACCCAAAGGAUGGUUUGGUGAAGUCAGACAUGGAAAAGUUGACAUUCUUUGCCGUUUCUGCUCCAGAGAAGCUCGACCGUAUAGGAGAGUAUUUAGCCGAGCGCCUCAGCAGGGACGUGGUCCGACACCGCUAUGGGUAUGUGGUGAUUGCAAUGGAAGCGCUGGAUCAGUUGCUGAUGGCAUGUCACUCACAGAGCAUUAAGCCCUUCGUGGAGAGCUUUUUGCACAUGGUGGCAAAGUUGCUGGAAUCCAAGGAACCUGACCUGCAAGUGCUGGGGACCAACUCUUUUGUGAAGUUUGCAAACAUUGAGGAGGACACGCCUUCGUAUCAUCGCCGCUAUGAUUUCUUUGUCUCCCAGUUCAGUGCCAUGUGCCACUCCACACAUGAAGACCCAGAGACACGCACCAGGAUCCGCAUAGCAGGUAUCAAAGGGCUGCAGGGAGUCGUAAGGAAGACAGUGAAUGAUGAAUUGCAGGCAAUCAUCUGGGAACCUCAGCACAUGGACAAACUCAUUCCCUCCAUGCUCUUCAACAUGCAGGACAAUGACGACUUAGACAGGGGUGGAGGAGAGGAGAACCCUGCAUCCCUGGCUGAGAGCUGCUUUCGGGAGUUACUCGGUCGUGCUGCAUAUGGAAACAUGAACAACGCUGUUCGGCCCGUACUAGUGCAUUUGGAUAAUCAUCAUUUGUGGGAUCCAAAUGAGUUUGCAGUAUCCUGCUUCAGAAUCAUAAUGUACUCCAUACAGGCUCAGCACUCACAUCAUGUGAUCCAGCAGGUUCUGAACCACCUGGACACACACAGUAAGAAUACGCCACGAGAAAGAGCAGGUAUCGUCCAGGUGCUGCUGGAGACUGUCGCCAUAGCGGCCAAGGGCUCCGUUGGCCCAACAGUGUUAGAGGUUUUUAACACCUUGCUCAAGCACCUCCGUAUGAGUGUUGAUUUUGAGCUGGGUGAUGGUUCUCGCAGAAACUCUGGAACAAGUGUCUCUUCCGGCCGCGGCAAAGAGAACGAGGAGCGCAUCGUCCAGAAUGCCAUUAUUCAGACUAUUGGGUUCUUUGGAGGAAAUCUACCAGAUUAUCAGCGUGCUGAAGUUAUGAUGUUCAUUAUGGGGAAAGUUCCGGUAUACGGGACACCUUGUCAUUCUCUGGAUACCGACAAAAUUGGGCCCCAGGGUACUAAAAGGGUUCAAACGAUGCUCCUCAGUUCUCUCAUUAUGGUGACGUCUGGAUUUAAGUGUAAAACGAUGAGUGCGGGUUUGCCGGCUGCAUUUCUGGAGCCCCUCUGCUCCAUCUCUCUAAUGGAAGACAGCGAGCUGCGGCAACUGGUCCUUGAGAUCCUACACAACAUCAUUGAUCGCCAUGACAACAGGGCCAAACUCCGCGGCAUCCGAAUAAUUCCUAAUGUUGCAGCUCUGAAAAUAAAGCGCGAGAAGAUCUCCAAACAAGAUGUAAUUUUCAUGAAAAAGUAUGGGCAGCAGUUGUACAGGCAUAUAUAUCUGGGCUGUAAGGAGGAGGACAACAUGCAGAAGAAUUUUGAGCUUCUCUUCACUGCUCUUGCUCUGCUCACUAUAGAGCUAGCUACUGAGGAUGUGGUCAUAGACCUUAUACGUCUCUCCCUUGCUCUGCAGGAUAUGGCUCUAGAUAAUGAGGAGAACAUGCCAAUGUUUAUUCGCUGUGGUAUCAUGGCACUGAUUGCAGCCUACCUAAACUUUCUCAGCCAAAUGAUUGCCAACCCUGCCUUCUGUCAGCAUGUCAGCAAGGUUAUUGAGUUGAGGAAUAUGGACGCUCCCUACUUGCUGCCUGAACAUGUGUUUCGAGAGAAAUGUGUGCUGCCUGUGGCUCUGGACCGUGAGGACAGUGGCAUGUAUUUUCAGACAGCGGACCUCGCUGAUGCCCUUUCUGGACCAGGAUACAAUGCAGAAAGACUUGCCGUGCCAUAUAUACCACAAGUUACAGAUGAAGACCGACUCACUCGGAGGAAGAGUUUUGUGGACACCAUCUCACUCCAGGUGGACAUCCUGUCCAACAGCCUUCCUGACCAGUCGCAGUUAGCAGAAGAGAUUACCUACGAGACUUUGAAGAAGGCCAUUGACACCACCGGUUUAGAAGAGCAGGAGAGAGAAAAGAGGCGGCAGGUGAUGGAGAAAUUCCAGAAAGCUCCGUUUGAGGAGAUUGCGGCCCAUUGCGAAUCAAAGGCUAACAUGCUGCAUGAUCGUUUGGCUCAGAUCUUUGAAUUGACUAUACGCCCACCCCCAAGUCCCUCUGGCACAGUGACGGUGACUUCAGGCCACGCCCAGUACCAGUCUGUGCCUGUCUAUGAGAUGAAGUUUCCUGACCUCUGUGUCUACUGAGCCUGAAGCUUAACUCUAUCACAUCACUCACACUUGAUCUUAAUUAUGUAAUUACAUCCAUGCACCUUUACAUCCUAAGGAUUCACCUUUAAGAAGACCAGCACUGUAACUUUUGACUCCCAUAAUUUACUUAAUCCCAAGCACUAAUCUGUCACUUGCUUCUAAAUAGUUACGUAAACUCAGACCAAGAAAUCUGACCUAAACACUGCAGAUAUCUGCACCCUGUAAUGCAAUAACUAAUUAUCCCAAUUACUUUCAGCAUCUGUGUGAUCAUUGUCAUUAUACACUAAUCAUAUAGGGUAUGAUGAUGUAAUGUGUGUGUGUGUGUGUGUGUGUGUGUUUAGCUGCACUGGUUCAGAGUCCUUUGUCUCUUUGUGAAUCACAGACUUGAAAAGAAUGUUUACAUGACUUACAAUUACUCUGAAACGUGCCCUUGAGACUCAGUACUCCUGUAUGACAUGAUGUUAGCAUGCAGUAAUCUCCUCUAUCUGAAUGUAUGACUGUUUGAGCCUCAGUAGAACAUGACUCUCGGGGUGAAUGUUCAACACAAUCCCUGCGCUUGCCACAAUUUGCUUUGAGCACUUCAGAUUCAGGGGUUUCAAAGUUUCAUACUAAUUAGUGGUUUUCUGGAGUAUAUGAUCUUCCCAAAUCCUUAAACACUUGAGCCAGUCCUUGAUUGCCACUUGAUUACUGAGCCCUGAAAUGUGGAUUGGGUGAAUGUAUCUAUUUGAAAUGUUCUGAAACAUCCAUCCAUACAUAUAUUUUAUUCUGUAUAAUCUUAUUAUAUAUGAAUACAAAGGUUUUUUUGGCUGGAUGUGCACUUUAGAGAUGCAAAUAAGAGCACAAACUGUGACCGUGACAGUCAUGUCACCAAAGAGCCCCAAAUACAAACUCAGAAUGGCUAUUUACAGGUUCUAAUCAAAUGCAGAUCUGGUGUAUUAACAUAUUGAACUAUUUGGACCAUUGUAUUUCUGCACAUAUUUGCAGAAUGCAUUGUAAUGUUGACAAAUGCUGAAAGUUAGCAGCUUUAGACUGCAACAACAUGGCACUCUUCUAUAUUCUUAUAGAUAUAUUAAGAUUAGGAUAAACGGUUCUAAGUAUAAAACAAGCUUCUUAGCAACUUUAUUCUUCUAGCUAAGCAAAUACAUAAGAGUAGAAUGUUGAUGCUUAAAAUGUGACUGUUAAAAGCUUAAAGACUAUGCUGUAAAUCUGAAAUCUUAUGCUGUAAAUGUAUUCCUCUGAGCUUAUUUUAUCGACUGCUAUUAGUCCACUGCUGUUAUCAUGCAUUUUACUUGUUUGAAACUCAUAUGCCUAUGUGAUUGUGUAAUAGGGUUUAGGGGAUUUAAACAGAAUUUGUAAAGUCAGCACCGUGGUGUCAGAGUAGUCUAAUACUUAAAUCUUGCUGUUCUGUUAACAAUUGAGCCAUCUGUGUAAAUGAGCAGUGUUGUGAAAGCUGUUCUCAUAUAAAUUAGACUGAAUUUUAGCCAGAAAAGCUGUUUGCAUUGGCUGAAUUAGUAGCACAGAAGGAUUCAGGAUGGUUUUAUCAGGCUAACUUCAAAGAGUGUUCAGGAAGUCAUCAUACCUUUUACCCAAUUACAAUUAAGUAUGAUUGAUCCUACUGCAGUGAACAAACAAACAAACAAAAAAAGACAUUGUAAUGUUGCCCGUGAUUGGACACUUUGAUACAUUUAGAAAAAGAAUUGAAAGGUGAAAUAAAUUGGUAUGAAGAAGAAUGAACAUUCCAACAGUUGGUUUGUUGGCGUUUUGUUAAUGUAAAAAAUUUGUUGCAUAGGAUUUUGGACAGGAUUUUUGUAGGUGACUUAGUUGGAGCCACACUGUGACAUUAAAUGUUAAAAUGGUAAAAUAUUCUGUGAAUCCCAUAUUCAUAAAUUCUAUUAAACAAAUAAAUUAUUCAGUACAAUAUUUUAUAACAGCGCUGUUGAAUUAAUUUUCUAAAACAGCAGCUCUGACAGUAGUGUCAGCUGUAAUUCAAAUCACAGGUGUAUAUUCAUGCUCUCAUUCUAAUAAGUUAUUGCUUCUAUAGUAACAGCUCGUGACUUAUAGCAGAUGCUUUACAUCAUCUAAGCCUGCCAGUCAAUCUCAAAAAGAUGUAUAAUCACUGAUAUGUUGAAACAUUCUGUAAGGAGACGUUCAUUUAACAUUUAUGGAACGAGUCUCCAGUGUAAUGGUCAGUAUGUUUUCCUCCAUGAGAGAGUCUAAAGGGCAAAGGGGUUUGCACCUUCCAGUUUCUUGUUAACAUGACAAGCUGUUUUUUCCCUUUAUUUUUUUCUCAUUAACUUCAAGAGACUGUUGAGAACCUGUCUCAUAGACAUUACACAACAUUAAAUGUCACUAUAAACUAAUGAAAUAGUAAGAAGUUCUUACUAAGAAGGAGGAAUAGCAUUUCAGGGCAUGCUAUUAUUGGAAAAUAUUCUUCCAAAUUCUUUGAUUAUUUAUUUGAUUAAUUAUUCAUUCUAAAACUGUUUCAUGAGGUGUUCAAAACUAGAACACAUCAUAGAUAUUUUAGGUUUGAAGUUUAUAUUUACUUGCACUGCUUUAUCCUUGUCUUCUUCAGAUUUUGAUAGAACAGUAAAACAGAAGUGUGUAAAGUCCAUAUAUUCUUGUUCAUUCAUACAAAAUAAUGUAUAUAUUUAUGAUUAAGAAUUAAUUGUAGUACUUUUCUGGAACUAUGAACAGUUGUUUAAAACAUUAUCUUACAAAGAAUUAUUACCAAGGAGUUACAUGCAGAUUUAUACUGAUCAGUGAAUAUGGGCUUCACAGAAACUGUUAUAGAUGGUAUCGAUGGUUUAUUAUGGUGCAGUGACUCACUGGCCUUCUGUGGGUUUUGGUUCUCAGUCCAUUUUACCCCAUGCACAGCAUUUUGUGUUUUCUCUCAUUUAUGCACACAAAGGGAUUAUAAUUAGGGCUACACACACACACACACACACACACACACACACACACACACACACACACACACACACACACACACACACACACACACACACACACACACACACAGAGAGAGAGAGAGAGAGAGAUCACAG